AUACUUUACAACUACUUCCUAUGAUCAUGUCCUCCUUUUUCGCCGUCUCACUGGUAUAAUUUCUUGUCCACCACCUAUUGUCAGGGUCUUCCGCAACUUCUUCGCCAUACGACUUUCGCUCCCUUUACCUUUCAAUCUAUCUGCGCGUUGUUAUCCGCGGCCAUCAUGUCGAACCUACCUUCUCACGCCUCCCCAACCUUCGUGGCGCAAGAUGCGCCUUCCCACCCUGUGGAAGAACUCUCCAUUAGCACAGAUCAAGCAGCAAUUCUGCCCUCAGAUAGCAGAGUAGACGAGCUUCGUGACAAUGCUAUCGCCCAGUCCGACAGCGCAGAUAGCGAUCGGGGUGAUGUAACCCCCGCCGUGCCUGCCUCACUCCUCUCCCCUUCCUUUACCCCUCCAGCUACCCCCGGUGGUACAUUCAAUCCAGCGAAAUUGCUUCAACAGACUCAACAGUUAUCACACACUAAAGCUCCGAAACUUCUUCCUUGCCUUCCCGAAGUCGAAUGCAUCGUUCGCGCACGGAUUCCCACCACCACCGGCGCGGAGAUGUUUCUCCAUCUCUAUCACAACAACUUGGACAACAAAGAGCACUUGGCAAUUGUGUUUGGAAACACUAUUCGAAGUCGGAGCCUGGACAAGGUUCGGCCAGGGGAAACGGAAAUGGACCGUAUGAUACGUGGAGCUUAUGUGGGCACAUUGCAUCCCGGUCGUGUGAGCAGUUGGUAUGAUGAUGGAAACGCUGAGGGUGCAGCUGGUGGGCAAGGCAGCAAUGCAGCUGCUGACGGUGGACCUGUAUCAUCAGGAAGGUCAACUGCGACAGAGGGUUCACCUAGUCAAGCGCCACUGGUGAGGAUACACUCCGAAUGCUAUACCGGGGAGACCGCCUGGUCUGCGCGCUGUGAUUGUGGUGAACAACUAGACGAAGCAGCCAGGCUGAUGUCCUUCCCCAUGGAGACUCUGAGUGAAAUGGCUUCCCAGCAAGCUGUUCCGGUGCCUUCCAAUGCCUCUGGCGGUGUGAUUGUUUACCUGCGGCAAGAGGGUCGCGGAAUAGGACUGGGGGAGAAGCUCAAGGCCUACAACUUGCAGGAUCUUGGCUCCGACACUGUAGAGGCUAACCUUCUCUUGCGACACCCUGCUGACGCGAGAAGCUACGGUCUGGCUACCGCGAUCCUAGUCGACCUUGGGUUGGGUGUGGAUGCCAAUCCUCACGGCAUCCGACUUCUUACGAAUAACCCGGACAAGGUUCGCGCCAUUGAGGGUGCAAAUCGUGAGGUGGCGGUUAAGGAGCGUGUGCCAAUGAUACCUUUGGCAUGGAGGUCGGGGGGAAAGCAGGGCAUCAAAAGUCUAGAAGUAGAGGGCUAUCUCAGGACAAAGAUCGCGAAAAUGGGACACAUGAUUGAAUAAACUCGCUAGAGUCAUUUCACGUAUUUUCUUUUUCUUUUCUUUUCUUUUCUUUUCUUUCUUUCUUUCUUUUCUUUUCUUUUUUUCUUUUUUUUGCUUUUCUUUUUGGUUGCAUUCCCUCACUUGUCUGUUUCACCCACUAUAUAGCCGUUUGUCGAAUGGGUGUAUUAUAUGAGGCCUCGGGUUGGGUCUCGGUAAUGCUGUACAGUUAUGAACUGAUUUUAUGAUCCAAGAGUUUAUCAUUGUCCCUCGGUACACCUGUACCUCUGUUAUUUGUUUCCAUUUCUAUUUUGGACGGAGUGAUAUCUGUCUGCGUUCUUUUUGUUUUACCAAUCUGGUGCAACUGGUCUGGUUAGGCAUCACCAGGAUUGUGGAUACCGGAACAAGCUUUGACUUUUGAUACCAUCUGAAUGACGCCCAAAGUGAAAGGAUAAACCAAUUGAGAAUGAGCUGUC
Aspergillus eucalypticola CBS 122712 is the source of this 1856-nucleotide messenger RNA. RefSeq names its product GTP cyclohydrolase II. The transcript has 2 exons. Gene Ontology annotation, molecular function: GTP cyclohydrolase II activity. Gene Ontology annotation, biological process: riboflavin biosynthetic process. The coding region runs from base 166 to 1404 and encodes 412 amino acids. NCBI's taxonomy places the organism in Eukaryota, Fungi, Ascomycota, Eurotiomycetes, Eurotiales, Aspergillaceae. The record is from RefSeq and is a predicted model, not a curated record.